Molecule: messenger RNA, 1569 nt
Organism: Aspergillus novofumigatus IBT 16806
Lineage: Eukaryota; Fungi; Ascomycota; Eurotiomycetes; Eurotiales; Aspergillaceae
Product: putative POT peptide transporter
Exons: 14
Coding region: 1-1569 (522 amino acids)
Biological process (GO): transmembrane transport; oligopeptide transport
Cellular component (GO): fungal-type vacuole; plasma membrane
Molecular function (GO): dipeptide transmembrane transporter activity; tripeptide transmembrane transporter activity
Source: RefSeq, a predicted model, not a curated record
AUGGCCUUCUCUUGCACAAUAAAACCAACCGAUUCAUUCGAAUGCGAGCAUGUGGAGAUACCAGAGCCAGAGAAGAGAGAUCUUCGGCGAGUCUGCGAUGACAUCUCACUGGAUAUUUUUCUCGUGGCCAUAGUGGAGUUGGCUGAGCGUUUUACGUAUCGUUCCAUCACAGCGCCAAUGCAAAACUACAUACAGCAUGGUCGUGAUGAUGUACUUCACCACGGUGCCCUUGGAUUGGGCCAAAAAGUAGCAACUGGGAUUAGUUACUUCUUUGUGGGAUGGUGCUACCUGGCGCCGAUCUUCGGGGCUGUUGUUGCGGACAGCUACCUAGGUCGAUUCAAGACCAUCUUCCUCGGGACGGGACUCUCCGUGUGCGGUGUCUCGGUUUUGUUCGUCACAUCGCUACCGCCAAGUCUCGAGCAUGGAGUUGGCUUACCAGGGUUAAUGCUUGCAUUGAUAUUGAUUGGAUUGGGAUGCGGUGAACGAGUCAAAACACUGCAAAGUGGAGAGAUGGUCAUUGUGGAUCCCAAUAUUACAGUUCAGACGGUCUAUGCACGAUACUACUGGGUCAUAAACAUUGGAGCUCUGUCGAUCAUCCCCGCUUCAUGGCUGGAGCUCAAGGUCGACUUCUGGGCAGCCUUUAUGAUGCCGCUCUGCCUGUGGUUAUUGGCCAUUGUCGCCUUAGUGGCUGGCCGUAAGAAAUAUGUGGUCCAGCAACCGCACGGCUCGGCCGUUACCAAGGCCAUUCGGGUGUUGUGGAUUAGCCUGAAGAACAACUGCAACAUGGAUGCAGCAAGGCCCUUCGCAAUGGAGGCCACUGGUGCGCAUGUAUGCUGGGACGACACGUUUGUGGAUGAAUUGAAACGAGCACUUGUUGCCUGUCGUGUGUUUCUGCUAUACCCCAUUUUCUGGUUAUGCAAUGGCCAGGCCAACAACAACCUCGUGAGUCAGGCAUCGUCUCUCAAGACAUACGGGAUGCCGCACGAUAUGAUGGGACUAUUCAACCCCCUCACCAUUCUGAUUGCAGUUCCCCUAUUUGAACGUCUCAUCAACCCUGCCCUCCGACGCUUCGGUAUCCCUUUCAAACCCAUAAGUCGCAUGACUACCGGCUUCGUCGCCAUAGCAUUUGCCAUUGCAAUUGCUGCUAUCAUCCAACAAUUAAUAUAUCAAUCACCACCGUCUCACGUUAGCAUCCUCCUCCAGGUCCCUGUCUACGCACUCAUAGGGCUCUCCGAGUUCUUCGCCAGUCUGUCAGGCAUGGAAUACGCUUACACCAAAGCUCCGAGAUCAAUGCGAAGCAUAGUCUCCGCUCUCUUCCUUCUGACCUGCACGAUCGGGUCAACGGUUGGAAUCACGCUGUCGUCUGUAUCCGUUGAUCCAAAGGUGCUGGUGGAGUAUGCGUGCCUCAGCAUCACCAUGUUUGCCACAGCUGUCGUGUUCUACUUUUGCUUCCGCAAAUACAACCAGAUGGAGGAGAGCAUGAACAUGAUCGGGGAGACAAGCAAGGAGGGAUCGAGGAAAUCGUCAGUAGAGGAUAUCCAUGAUUUGUGUCAGUUGGAAAAGCAGUGA